AUGAGCGAGGCGCGCUGGCAGUCGCUGCGCGCGUCCCACCGCGCGCUUGCCGACGUGAAGUCUCACGACGGCGGCGACGACUUCGAGGACCCAGGAGGCGGCGGCUUCGAUGAGGCGCCGCCGCUGACAUGGUCGCAGGUCGUGUCCGCGCGCGAGGCGACGGAAGCGCCGGGGCACGACGGCGCCGCGCCGGGCGCCGCGCCGGGCGCCGCGGGCCUCGAGGAGGUCAAGGCGGCCCACUUCAAGCUCCAGAAGGCGCACGCAUCGCCGGAGUGGGUCAAACAGGUGAGCCUCUUCCUCGACCAGCAGAUGGGCGACGCCGGCGACGGCGACGGCUCGGCCGCGCCGGGCCCCGCGGGCCCCGCGGCGCCCGGCGCCGGCGCGGGGCCCGGGCCCGACGCCGGCCGGGCCUCGCGCUGGGCCUGCCGCGCGCCGCUCUGGCUCCGCCGGUCCCUCGGGCGCCUCCGCGCGUGCGCCGCGGGCCGCCGCGGCGAGCGCCCGCGCGGACGGACUUCGACGGCGCCGGCGACGACGACUUCGUCCCCCUGGACCUCGACGCCCCGGGCCCCGCGCGCAGGCGAGCGGCGGCGCUUCGAGUCGUGGGAGCUCGCGUGCCUCGCGUCGGGCGACAGCGCCGGCGCGGCCGCGCCGGGCCGCGGCGGCGCCCGGGGCGGGCCGCGGGGCGGCGGCCGCGCGCCGGCCGAGGAGUCGCUCGAGGACCGGCUGCCCUACGUCGUCGACAGCGCCGCGGAGCGCGAGCUCGUCCUCGCGCGGUGGUGCCUCCGGCGCUGCGUCGGCGCGGACGUCGACGCCUACGUCGCCGCGACGCUGGGCUCGCGCGGCGACGUCGCCGACUUCGCGCCGCGGUCGCCGGCGCUCCGCGUCGGCCGCGCGAUCGUCGCGGGCUGCCCCCUCGUCGCGCUCGCGUUCUUCGACGCGCGGCUCGAGCCUGCGGCGCCGGGAACGCCGCGGCCGCGGCCGGGCCCCGCGGCGGCCGCCGCGCGGCGCGCGGCCGUCGCCGCCGCGUUCCGCGACUGCGUCGACGCGGGCGCGUGGCGCGCCGUCGCGACGGGCCACGGCGUCCGCGACCGCGCCGUCGGCGCGCUCGCAUCGCCGCUGGCCUACGGAGUCGCGCUCCUCGACGUCGCCGGCGAGCGGCGCGCGCGCGGAGCGGCGGCGCCGCUCGCGCCGGACGGCUUCGAGGCCGCGGACUGGGGCGACGUCUUCGAGGCGCUCCGCGCCGCCGUCGACGGCACCCGCGCCGCGCCCGCGCCCGCGCCCGCGCCCGCGCCCGCGCCCGCGCCGCGCCCGGGCGCUGGCGGCGCCGAGGCGCUUGCGCGCGCGGCCGCGCGGCUCCUCCGGCGGUCCGCGGCGCACUUCAUGCGGCUCGGCGGCAACCGGCGGCUCCUGAGCCUCGCGUACCACGUCGCGCCGACGUCCGUCGCGCGCGACGCCGCGCUCCGCGAGGGCCCCGUCACGGAGCGGACGGUGCUCGGCUGGGUCGAGAUCCUCCUCGCGCGGCGCGCCGUGCUCGGCGGCUGCUCCGUCGCCGAGUACUGGGUCGCCGAGGCCCUCGACGUCGACCGCGCGGGCCGCCUCGUCGCCGCCGCGCGUGCGCGGCUCUCGAAGCGGAAGGCGUCGCUUCUCGCCGCCGAGGUCGAGAGCGCGGACGCGCUCGACCGCGCGUUCCGCGACGCGCUCCGCCGCCGGCGCCGCGGGGUUCGCGGCGGCGCGACGGCGCCCGCGCCCCGCGGCGGCGCCGCGCCGCCGCCCGGCGGCGCGCCGCCGCCGCCGCCGCCCGCCGCGCGGCCCGACGCCGCGCCCGACGGGCCCGAGGGCGGCGACGGCGCCGCCUACCUCCUCGCGCGCGCGGACGUCCUGGCGACGUCCGCGCGCGACCUCGCGGACGCGCUCGAGCUCGAGGCGGCGCGGCGGCGCCGGGACCAGCUCCGCCACGUCGUCGGCUCCGCGGCCUUCGGCGCGCUCGCGCGCGCGGUCCUGCCGCCGCUCCUCGCGGCGCCCGCGGACGCGCUCCUCCGCGACGGCGCCGCGGCGGCGGCGGCCGUCGACGCCUGUGUCGACGCCGUCGUCCGCGCGUGGCGCGACGUCGCGCGGGGCGCGGGCUUCGAGGACGAUCGCACGCUGCUCGCGUCGCUCUCGCGCCACGUCGGCCUCGCGCCGGACCGGUCCUUCCGCGAGCGCGCGAGCGCGUACGCGGCGCCGGCCGCGGACGUCGUCGCCGCCGCCGCCGCCGCGCUCCGCGGCGCCGCGGCGCGCGACCGGCCGCUCGCGCGCGCGCUCCUCGGCUGGCUCGGCGCCGCCUACGCGGGCCUCUGGCGCGGCGGCGCCGCGCUCCGGCCCGCGCCCGCGCUCGCGCGGCUCCGCGACGCGCGCGGCGCCGGCGCGGCCCGGGCCGCGGACGACGACGCGCGGCUCCUCAUCCGCGCGCUCAACGCCCAGGUCCACCGGAAGCGCCUCGUCCGCGGCCGCGCGCGGCCGCCGGCGCUCGCGGUGCCGCGCGACGUCGCGCGGCCUGCGCUCGCGGCGCUCGGCGACCUCCCGCCGCUCUACCGGCCCCAGCUCGACGCGUUCCUCCGCCGCCACCUCGCGGACCUCCGCGCGCGGCGCGCCGGGGGCGCCGGCGCCCGCGACGCCGGCGACGACAGCUCCGACGACCCGCCGCCGGUCUACCGCGUCGCCCGCUGA
Molecule: messenger RNA, 2706 nt
Organism: Aureococcus anophagefferens
Lineage: Eukaryota; Pelagophyceae; Pelagomonadales; Pelagomonadaceae
Exons: 3
Coding region: 1-2706 (901 amino acids)
Source: RefSeq, a predicted model, not a curated record